GAGGAGUACAGACCUAUCUCCCUGAUAGGCUGUAUGUACAAAAUUCUUGCUAAAAUCUUAGCCAACAGAUUGAGUAAGGUCAUGGACGGACUCAUAGGUGACCAACAAUCAGCAUUCAUUGGAGGGAGACAACUAGUUGACGGAGCAGUCAUUGCUAAUGAAACAAUUGACGAGAUUAGAAGGAAAAGAAUGAGAUGCUUCCUUUUUAAGGCUGAUUUUGAGAAGGCAUAUGACAAUAUCAGCUGGGAGUUUUUGGAUUACAUGCUGGAAAGAAUGAAUUUCGGGCCAAUUUGGAGGGGAUGGAUCCAAGAAUGCCUUCGAUCAAACUCGGUAUCAAUUUUGCUCAACGGUAGUCCAACAAAGGAGUUCGUUAUGCAAAGAGGACUAAGACAAGGUGAUCCCUUAGCUCCGUUUCUGUUUCUUAUUGUUGCGGAAGGGCUCAAUGGCAUCAUCUCGUUGGCUGUCGCGAAAGGAUUAUUCGAAGGGGUACCAAUCGGAGGAGGGAGUAUUAAUAUAUCCCACUUACAGUUUGCAGACGACACCUUGCUACUAGGAAUAGCAACAGAAGAUAACGUCUGGACCACAAAAUGCAUAAUGAGAGCCUUCGAACUUGUCUCCGAUUUGAAAAUAAAUUACGGGAAAAGCUCCUUUAUUGGAAUCAAUGUUGAUAAUGUAUGGGAAAAGGAAAUGACUUGCCUAUUGAAUUGCAAAUUAGGGUCAUUGCCGUGUAAGUAUCUGGGUAUCCCUUUGGGAGCAGAUCCGAGAAGGAUUGCUACAUGGAAGCCACUUAUUGAAUCUUUUAAAAGAAAACUCUCAUCAUGGAAGGGGCGAUACCUAUCUUUUGGAGGACGAAUCACCCUCAUAAACUCAGUGCUAUCCAGUUUACCAGUGUUCCUAAUGUCCUUUUUCCUCAUACCAAAGAGUGUCAUAAAGGAGGUAGACAAAAUUAGGAGACAAUUCCUAUGGGGGGGAGAUGGGGAGAGGAAAAAAGUAGCAUGGGUAGCAUGGGAGAACACCUGCCUCAACAAGCUGGAAGGGGGGGGGCUGUGGAAGAGAGUCUUAGCUGAAAAAUAUGGGAUCAAGGAAGGGUAUUGGCUCACUUGUUUAAAGGAAGGCAGUCCGCAAGGCUCCAAAUGGUGGAGGGACGUUUGCAAAAUAGAUCAGGGGGAGGGCACAAUGAAUAACUGGGUGAGUUUGGGUUUUGAAGCAAAAUUGGGGGACGGUGGAACCUUGAAAUUCUGGUCGGAUGUAUGGGUAGGAAGGAGUGCACUCUCUAUCAAAUUCCCUCGUUUAUUUUUGUUAACCACAGACCAAAAUGCAACUGUUAAAGAUAUGGGAUCCUGGAGGAACAGCAGCUGGUACUGGGAAUUACCAUGGAAGCGCCAACUUCGCUCAUGGGAGGAGGAUCUAGAAAAAGAGCUUCUCGAGAUAAUUAAUACUGCUCACCCCUCACAGAACAAAGAAGACCAGUGGAGAUGGCUUCUAGAAACCUCAAGAAAUUACACAACUAAGUUUGCUUAUUCUCAUCUAUCAAAGGGCGUUUCAAGGCACGCAGGGGACUUCAAAAGGGUAUGGAAAGCACCCAUUCCACCUAAAUGGUGGGGAGUACAAUAUGUUAUGAGUAAUUCGUGUAGAAUGGUUUUAGACCAACAUAAAUGGACUGGGGGCAAUAAACUAAUAGAUAGAGGGUGGAACAUCAUUUGGUUUGCAGUGGUAUGGACUCUAUGGCUGGGAAAGAACGACUGGAUUUUCAACAAAAAGGAGGUAAAGGCCGACUGUGUCUUUGAGCUAGUUCAAAUUCGAUCUUUCUACUGGGCUAAGAAUAUAGCAGGACUGGACGGAUUCUCCUUGCAAGCUUGGUGCGAGAACCCAUCCAAUUGUUUAAAGACCACCAACAAAUGGAAAGACAGGGUUUGAACUAGUCUUUUUUUGGAUUUUGUUAUGUCUUUGCAUUGAUAUAGCAGGUGGCAGGAUAAUUUUUGCAACCUGCUAUUUUGCUACUUCUGUAAGUAAUGGGUUGGAAUACCCCUAGUAUUCCAAUAUUAAUAUUUCAUUCGCCUUUCAAAAAAAAAAAAGUAAUUGAAAAUUUGUUUCUACUUAACAUAGAGCUUGUUGAAUAUUUCACUUCAAUAAAAAAAUUUAAUUGUC
Molecule: messenger RNA, 2148 nt
Organism: Rubroshorea leprosula
Lineage: Eukaryota; Viridiplantae; Streptophyta; Magnoliopsida; Malvales; Dipterocarpaceae
Source: the annotation of a GenBank genome assembly